AUGGACUGGCUACUGGAACUACCCGAAGCUUUACAAAGUAAAAUUGUCGCUAUAACACACCAAAAUCCCACAUCACAGCAAGUGUUUACAGAAUUGUACCAAUAUUUAUCUGACAACAACAAGCGAAGGAAAAUUGGACAUGAUGUAAAUACGGAAAAUGGGAACGGUUCAGCCACUGGUGCCGGUGCUGGUGGACACGAAGAAUUAACUCCAUCCUCCUCAAUUCAUCCGGACUCCGUCAUAUUUGAAAUACAGCAAGUGUCAUUUUCCUCUCCCCUUCGUAAACGAAUGAAUCUUACAUUCCACUUGAUUGAACAAAACGGUGAGCCCAUACCAGUCAUGUCUAUAGUCAACCCAGCCAACAAUGCUCCCGAAUUGUCCUUUAUCAAUUUAAAGCACGCCGUUAGGCUAUGUCUUGCUUUGCCUAUAUUGGGAAACUCGACAAACUCUCAGAAAAAGGGGAUUGCCAUGUUGUGUUUUUGGAUCCAUGACCAUUACUACACUGACCCAAAUGUGUCUAAAGAUCCAAUUAUCUGUCAAUUAAACUUGGAUAUGAUCAAGAAACAAAUGAUCAAGAAUGGUAAAUUACCCAGUGAUAUAGAAUCCCAAUUUGACUUAUCAAGUUAUAAAAACGAGGUUGUGUUGAACCCUAUACAAGAAAGAAUCAUUGACUAUUUCAAACGACAAUUUCAACUUGUUGGCAUCAAUUUGAUCAAUUAUUUACCGUGCUCAAGCAUUUUCCACAACAAGUAUAUUGUAAAUGAAGAUACCGCAGUUGCCUUAACUAGUGAGGACGGCGUCCAUCCCAAAAUUAUCAUGGUUGAAUGUCACAAGGGAGCAAGAGAUGGCAAUUUGAUCUUUUUGGAACAAAAUGAAUAUAAUGCCCCAUAUGUCAUUUUUGCAUUCAAGAAACCCAUAUUGGUAUUCAAAUUGUCUAAAGUGUUACGUGCUAGCUAUACGAGUAUCACAAAACACACAUUCAGUUUGAAUAUUGUUGUCCUUAAUGACAGGGACGAAGAACGGCCAAUGGAGUUUAGUAUGAUUGACCAAGCUUAUUUCAAUAUUAUUGACAAUUUUAUCAGACUUCAUGGAAUCAGCGAUGACUCGUAUAACAGCGUCAACAAAGAGAAAAAUACAGGGACUGGAGGUGCCGAUGCAAAUGAAGCUGUUGGUGCUGGCGCAGGUGCUGCUGAUAAUGAAGUCGACGACGAUGAUGAUGAUGAAGAUGCGGAUUUUGAAGGUAAUGACGACGGCAGCGAUGUUGCAGAAGAGUACGACAGUGCAGCUGGAAGUGCAGAUGAAGAUGCAUCAGGAGCGGAAGGAGAAGAUGACGAUGUUGAAAACGAUGAGGUAUUUACUCGAUCCAAAGAGGAAUGA
Molecule: messenger RNA, 1377 nt
Organism: Lodderomyces theae
Lineage: Eukaryota; Fungi; Ascomycota; Pichiomycetes; Serinales; Debaryomycetaceae
Exons: 1
Coding region: 1-1377 (458 amino acids)
Molecular function (GO): nucleosome binding; histone binding
Source: RefSeq, a predicted model, not a curated record